GACGGACAGCCAAAUUGUCCAACAGGCAGAAUCUGCGCAGGAGACUCCGCAAACCUUUCAAAUCAUCCUUCUGGUGAUUGAUUUUAGCAGAUGCGAAGCUUGCGCCGCUGAGCGAGGAAAAGACGCAACCGCAGGCAUGCCACUGGCACGCAGUUUGUCGGUCACCUCCCUGUCUGGCCUGGAGGACUGGGACGAAGAGUUUGAUCGGGAGGAUGCAGUCCUCUUCGAGAUCGCAUGGGAGGUCUCUAAUAAAGUUGGGGGCAUUUACACGGUGAUCCAGACCAAGGCGCGUCUGACCUGCGAGGAAUGGGGUGAGAACUACUUUCUAGUUGGCCCGUAUAUGGAGUCCAAUGUCAGGACGCAAGUGGAGCUGAUCGAACCCUGUAAUGCAGCACUCAGAAGAACCAUUGAUAAAAUGAACAGCAGUGGGUGCAAGGUAUAUUUUGGUCGAUGGCUGAUUGAAGGCUCUCCAUACGUGAUUCUGCUAGACGUGGGCUUCACGGCCUGGUCUUUGGACCGCUGGAAGAGUGAAUUGUGGGAGAAAUGUGGUAUUGGUGUGCCCUGGUUCGACAGAGAGGCUAACGAUGCUGUUCUCUUUGGCUUCCUCACUGCAUGGCUGCUGGGAGAGUAUGCAGCUCAGUGUGACGACCCUCCUCACAUCGUGGCACAUUUUCACGAGUGGCUGGCAGGUUUGGGGCUGGUCUUAUGUAGACAGCGCCAUUUACCCAUAGCAACCAUCUUCACCACACACGCCACUCUGCUCGGCCGAUAUCUGUGUGCCGGAAGCGUCGACUUCUACAACAACCUCGCAGACUUUAAUGUGGAUAAAGAGGCAGGUGACAGGCAGAUCUAUCACCGGUACUGUCUGGAGCGUGCAGCAGCCCGCUGUACACACGUUUUCACCACCGUCUCUCAGAUCACCGCCAUUGAGGCCGAGCACUUACUAAAGCGGAAACCAGAUAUUGUGACUCCUAACGGUCUGAAUGUGAAGAAGUUCUCAGCCAUGCACGAGUUCCAGAACCUCCACGCUCAGAGUAAAGCGCGCAUCCAGGAGUUUGUCAGAGGCCAUUUCUAUGGGCAUUUAGAUUUUAACCUUGACAAGACAGUGUUUCUUUUUAUUGCUGGACGCUAUGAAUUCUCAAAUAAAGGAGCUGAUAUCUUUCUUGAAGCGUUGGCCAGACUUAAUUACCUUCUGAGGGUGAAUCACAGCGAGGUGACUGUAAUAGCAUUCUUCAUCAUGCCUGCUCGCACCAACAACUUCAACGUGGAGACCCUGAAGGGCCAAGCCGUGCGGAAACAGCUCUGGGACACUGCACAGACUGUGAAGGAGCGUUUUGGGAAGAAACUCUACGAAUCACUUUUAGUAGGGCAGUUGCCUGAUGUGUCUAAGAUGUUAGAUAAAGAGGACUUCACCAUAAUGAAGCGUGCCAUCUUCGCCACCCAACGACAGUGUCUGCCCCCCGUCUGCACUCACAACAUGCUGGAGGACAGCAGUGACCCCAUCCUCAACUGCAUCCGCCGCAUUGGCCUCUUCAACACCUCUCAGGACCGAGUCAAGGUGAUUUUCCAUCCAGAGUUUCUCUCCUCAACUUCUCCUCUCCUGCCGAUGGACUACGAGGAGUUUGUGAGAGGCUGCCACCUUGGAGUAUUUCCAUCUUACUAUGAGCCCUGGGGAUACACACCAGCUGAGUGUACAGUGAUGGGUAUCCCAUCGAUCUCCACUAACCUGUCAGGGUUUGGCUGUUUUAUGGAGGAGCACAUUGCUGACCCAUCAUCUUAUGGUAUCUAUAUUCUGGAUCGGCGGCAUCGUGGGGUGGAUGAGUCCUGUAAUCAGCUGACGUCUUUCCUGUUUCAGUUCUGUCAGCAGAGCCGCAGGCAGAGGAUCAUUCAAAGGAACCGAACUGAGCGCCUCAGUGACCUGCUAGACUGGAGAUAUCUGGGCAGGUAUUACAUUUCUGCCCGUCAUAUGGCUUUAGCGAAAGCUUUCCCGGACACAUACUUCUAUGAGCCUCAAGAACCCACUUCAGCCACAGGCUUCCAUUACCCACGACCUGCCUCUGUGCCCCCUUCUCCCGCCCACUCGCUUCACUCGUCUCCUCAUCAAAGUGAGGGUGAGGACGAGGAUGAACCGUAUGAUGAAGAUCUGGAAGCAGAGAAAGACCGGCUCAAUAUCCGCCAACCGAUUAUUGUACCGAGCCGAAACAAGAAUCAUACAGUCGGUCUCCCUGAGAAAAACUAAAACACAGCCAUACAUGCACACAUACACAAACUGUAGCUUAUACUGUGAGGCAUUUAUAUAUAUAUAUAUAUACAUAUAUAUACACACACUUUAAACACAAAAACACUCCUGUAAAAGUGAAAGUAAUGCCUGCAAACAGUGUGUUUGCAUGUUGGUGUUCUGAAGAGAAAUAAAUAAGAUGUUUAAGUAAAUGGCAAGCCAUAGUUUGUGAAGAUUUCACUGGUGUCUUUCAUACAAGGCCUAUUACAAAAACAACUAAGAGCAAAGGAUUUAGUUUUAGCUAGUGUUAUUCAGAUUCAGAUUUAUACCAAACUGACCUCCAGCUGUCUGUCUGUGAUGCUGGUCUUAAAGGGAUAGGUCUAUUUAAAAAAUGAAAAUUAGCCCAUGAUUUACUCACACUCAAGUUAUCCUAGGUGUAUAUGACAUUCUUCUUCCAGACGAACACAAGAGUUAUAAUAAAAAAUGUCCCGGCUCUUCUUAGCUUUAUAAUGGUCGUUUAUGUUUCGAAGUCCAUAAAAAAGCAUCCAUCCAUGAUAAAAGUGCUCCACGCGGCUCUGCGGGGGUUAAUAAAGGCCUUAUGAAGUGAAGCUACGUGUUUAUGUAAAAAAAAAAAUCCAUAUUUAAAACUUUUAUCGACUAAAAUAACUAGCUUCUGGCAGACAGCCAACGCAUACUACACAAGUCGGUUAGUCUUCCUCUGUAAAUCGAUGUGUAUGGCUGUCUUUCGUGUUUUUGUGGCCGUUUGUGAAGCCUGGGCUGUCUACAGAGAGUUUUAACAGUGGGUUCAGGGGACAGGCAGAUAGCGGAUAGUGUGGAGAUGUGUUCUGUAUGUGACAAAAAAUGUUUUAGCCUAAAAAGGCCUGAAUUUGCUUAUAGCACCUUUAAAGAAUCACAAGCAAUGUUGCAAAAACUAACCUGCCAAAUGAAUGCACUGGAUGAUCAUUGAUACUGUAAUACACACGAGCACUGUUUAAAUUUGUCAUGUCUGUCAAGGCUGUACAACAGAGAUUAAAGUCUACAACAUUAUUGA
Messenger RNA from Pimephales promelas (fathead minnow), 3269 nucleotides. It is a transcript of the gene gys1, whose product is annotated as glycogen synthase 1 (muscle). Gene Ontology annotation, cellular component: cytoplasm. NCBI's taxonomy places the organism in Eukaryota, Metazoa, Chordata, Actinopteri, Cypriniformes, Leuciscidae. Gene Ontology annotation, biological process: glycogen biosynthetic process. The record is from RefSeq and is a predicted model, not a curated record. Gene Ontology annotation, molecular function: alpha-1,4-glucan glucosyltransferase (UDP-glucose donor) activity.